This is a messenger RNA of Ectocarpus siliculosus, 981 nucleotides long. The record is from the annotation of a GenBank genome assembly. NCBI's taxonomy places the organism in Eukaryota, Phaeophyceae, Ectocarpales, Ectocarpaceae.
AUGCUUCGCAAGGAGGGAAAGGUGCUCUUCAAGACCAUGGUCCGAGGGUGGCAACCCGGAGACCUCUCGCUCGUCGCCGGCUCUGUCCUGAGGCUGUGUCACACUAAGCGUGGUUUCGCCAAUCACGCCUCCUGCAAGGAGCAACCGUUGGACCGGUCUUCGGAGGUGGUUAGACUCUCCGAGCAGGACGUGGGGAAGGCCGGCAACGGACGGUUCAUGUUCCGCGUUGUGUCCGGGGACCCUCGCGGGAAGACCAACACAAAGUGGACGCUGGAUGCGGAAAGCCAGUCGGAGUUGGACGCAUGGGUCUCUAUCUUGACAGAGGCAAUCAUCGCCCAAGGACCUGCCGGUGACGAGGAAACAAAUCGCUUGGACGGCGCUCCGCUGGCACAAAACCUUGGCGAUUCGUCCGUCACCUCAUCGAAGCUGGAGCCAGAUACCCCGGACGCCUCACCCGCCUUCCGUGGCCACGUCAUGUCGCCCGGGGACUACCCCCUACAAACUGGGCAGUUCUUGUCAACCGCAUCGCUGGUGGACUCGACCAACGUAGAGAUUACGGAGAUCGGCGACGUCAUCGUGCGGGCAGGGGAUAUUCCCGCGUUCUCCGGAGAUAAGCCGCCCCUGUGGGCAUACCGCGCUACGGGUUCCACCGGGGACAAGGCCGACGGGGGGCUGGGGUGCGUCUUGGAGUCUUGGUGGCGGAGGAUGGUCAAAGGCACUGACGACGAUAUUCCGGUACACCUCUAUGUAAAGAACGGGAGGUGGAGGGUUGGCCGGGGCCGGCUCUGCACGAUGGGCCAGAGCCCAAAGCCGCACGGCAGCUGGAGGGCCAACUUGCCGUGGGAUGCGAAAGGGCGAGCCAUCAAGACCGCUGGGCUUGAGCUUCGAGACGGCGCGCUGGUGCUGGUCACCCCCCAGGGGGAAACUUUGUGGAGCUCUGCGUCGCCCCCGUCAUCGGAGGAUAGAGGCGUAGGGGGUUGA